Messenger RNA from Psylliodes chrysocephalus, 1340 nucleotides. The record is from the annotation of a GenBank genome assembly. NCBI's taxonomy places the organism in Eukaryota, Metazoa, Arthropoda, Insecta, Coleoptera, Chrysomelidae.
AUUUGACGUUUGGCAUUUCAAAUAAGUACAUGUGGUUUUUGACAACUUGGCUGAUGCAAUAAGUUUGCAAACCAUUUAAUUCGUUAUUCUGAAAAUUCUUAGGAUUUACUAGUGCAAAACAUCAAAAAAACAGUUAUUUUUGUGUGUUAUCAACUUUUACAAUGGCUGAAGAUGAUGCAAUCUUUGACCCAAGUUUAAAGAAAAAAAAGAAGAAGAAGAAGACCAGCUUUGACAUAGAUGCAGCUUUAGCUGAAGGUAACACAGAAAAUGAUUCAGCACCAGCUAAUGAUGCUGAUAAUAAGGAAUCAGCAGCUGCAGGUGAAGACCAAGAUGACGGCAAUGUAGACAUUGAUCUUGACUUUACGAAAGCAAAAAAGAAGAAAAAGAAAAAGCCAUUCACAGCUGAAGACUUGGAUUCUGUUGACAACAAAAUUGAAAUUCCUCAAGAGGGAAGUGGUGACGUCGAUGGAGGGGUAGAUGACAGUUUUGAUUUAGAAUUGGAUUUCAGUUUAAGUAAGAAGAAGAAGAAAACAAAGAAGCCCAAAAACCUCGAUGAUCUGAUUGCUGAAACUGAGGAGAAGGACGAAGAUCAAGAAAAUGUUGAUGAAAACUCAACUCAAUGGGUCAACUCCGACAGAGAUUACACAUACGACGAAUUAUUGAAUCGUGCCUUCGAAAUUAUGAGAGACAAAAAUCCGGACAUGGCGGCGGGUAAAAAGCAGAAAUUCGUCAUGAGACCGCCGCAAGUCGUCAAAAUCGGCGCGAAGAAAACUUCGUUCGCCAACUUCACCGAAAUUUGUAAAAUGCUUCACCGUCAACCCAAGCAUCUGUUAGACUUUCUUUUGGCUGAAUUGGGUACCAGCGGGUCUGUGGACGGUAACAGCCAGCUCAUCAUUAAGGGAAGGUUCCAGCAGAAACAAAUUGAAAAUGUGCUGAGAAGGUAUAUUAAAGAAUAUGUCACCUGCCAUACCUGUAGAUCACCAGAUACAAUUCUUCAAAAAGACACUAGAUUAUUCUUUUUACAAUGUGAAACGUGUGGUUCUAGGUGUUCAGUAGCUAGUAUAAAAUCAGGUUUCCAGGCCGUCACAUCAAAACGUGCUGCUAUCCGAGCUAAGACAGCAUAGAGACCUUUGAAAUAUUGCAAUACAAUAAAUCAAUUGAAAUAUUCGGAAAUAGACAUUUCUAAGAGUGCUACAAAAUAGGUGUUGUAUGUGUUAUAUAAUUUGUACCAUAAAAUCUAGCUGAAUUGUUACAUAAAACUAACAAUCUUAUAUCAACAAUUUUAAUUAUAUAACUUUUUUAUUAAUAAUUAUUAAAUUUUAAUAAACAGUAUGAAAAUA